AUGGUUAGUUUAUCCGAGGAUGAAGAAUGUCGAUUUUUCGAUGCUCAAGAUACCAUCAUUGGCUCACUCGACUCACUUCCUGAUCCAAUCUCUGAAACCGACGAACCUAGUAUCCAUGGGGUUCAUAAUCAUGAUUUCCAAUAUCGUAUCUGGGCUAAUGCUCCUAUAAGUGUUCACCAACGAAAGAAUUCUUUCCUUAGAUUCAUGGGUUUAAGCUCAGAUGCUAAAAUCCUGGAACAAAAUACGAUUGAUGAUGAUUUAUUGAAGAAGGAAACUCACGAUAGGAUGAUGCAGAUCAGUGGAACUGUGUUGAGAAUCCCACUUGAAGAAGAUUCUUUAAGUUCUGCUGUUUCCAGAAUUCAAGAUUCUAAUGGUAGUACGAACUGCAAAGAAGAAGAAGUAGAUGGACACAACAUAUUGACCCGAUUAGAAGUUGUAUCGUCUCCAUCGGUUCAGAAACUCGUAGAUAGACACAUUAAGGUUGCUGACACCAUGGCGAAAACGAUGAACAGAGUAAAGGGUCAAUUCUUGUGCAGGUUACGAUCCAUGGCGUGCAUUGUUCAUAAAGAAGGAAGGUCUGAUGGUUUUGGUUCACAGGAAGUUGGUUCGCGUCACUGGCCCAAGGUUCAAAGAGUCAAGGUUCGCCACAGUGGGAAGAGAUUGAAGGAACUAUCAGCCGUAUUUAUUGGGCAAGAUAUCCAAGCUCACAAAGGUUCGAUAUUGACCAUGAAAUUUAGUCUUGAUGGCCAAUAUCUGGCUAGUGCUGGAGAGGAUGCGGUUGUGCGCGUUUGGCAAGUGGUGGAAGACGAAAGAUCGAAUGACAUCGACAUCCCAGAUGUCGACCCCUCUUGUCUGUACUUCACGGUGAAUAAUCUUUCUGAAUUGGCACCGUUAACGGUUGCUAAACAGAAGAUUAGUAUGCUGAAGAGCCUAAGAAAGACUAAAAACUCAGCUUGUAUCAUCUUUCCUCCUAAAGUGUUUCGGAUACUGGAGAAACCAGUUCAUGAGUUCCAUGGACACAAAGGGGAAGUCCUGGACCUUUCAUGGUCUAGGGAUAACCUUCUGCUAUCAUCAUCGGUUGAUCAAACCGUCCGGUUAUGGAGGGUUGGGAGUGAUCAUUGCGUUAAAGUCUUUCCACACAGCAACUACGUGACAUGUGUCCAGUUCCAGCCUGUAGACGAAGAUUAUUUCGUAAGCGGUUCAAUUGAUGGAAAAGUUCGGACUUGGUCCGUUUCCGGUUGCCAGGUUGUUGAUUGGAUAGACGUACGAGAAAUAGUCACUGCUGUGGCUUACAGUCCCAAUGGAAAGGGUGGAGUCAUUGGAUCCAUGACAGGUUGUUGCAGUUUCUUUAGUUUGUCAGAUAAUCAUUUCCAACUAGAAGCUUCAGUAUCGUUAAAUAGUAAAAAGAAGUCGCCUUUCAAGAGGAUAAUCGGCUUUCAGUUCUGCCCACAAGAUCCAGCCAAAAUUAUGGUCACUUGCGGCGAUUCCCAUGUCAGAAUUCUCCAUGGCACCAACAUCAUUGCCAAAUACAGGGGUCAACGGAAUGCUGGAAAUCCGUUAUCUGCAGCAUUCACUGCAGAUGGGAAACGUAUAGUUUCGGCAAGUGAGGAUUCUAAUGUAUAUGUUUGGAACUGUAACGAUCAGAAAGGACCUUCUGUUUACCAACAAAAGACUGUCAGAUCCUAUGAAUGCUUCUCUGCUGGUGCCUCAGUUGCGUUGCCGUGGUCUGGCCUGAAGGUUCAUAAAAGUACAGGGGACGGGAGGGAGUUAGAAGACGGUUUGUUGAAACCGUUGCCAUUUUCUUCCCCUAGUUACUUCUCUCUGGACCAAGAGUACUUUCCAGAGUCGAUGCCAAAGGUUUCCGCAACUUGGCCUGAAGAAAAGCUUCCAUCUUCUAGUUCAUCCCCUGGCAUAUUGUCUCCAUUGUGUAAAUCUCGAUACAAAUUCUUCCGAUCUUGCCAGAGUUCGUAUAGUUGUCAUGCAUGGGGCCUGGUGAUUGUUACUGCAGGCUGGGAUGGACGGAUCAGAUCAUUCCUCAACUACGGACUACCAGUAACUGUUUGAAGAAAAAUUAGUCUUUAUGGAAUGAAUGAGCAUAACAAGACCAUCAGUUUGAUCAUGUGGUACAACAAGAACACCCAAGACUCCAUAUUUGAUUGAGGGAUUCUCUGAAUUGCUUAUUCGAGAAUUUUGUCUGCUGGCCCCUGGGUAGAGAUGGAGUUAUCGGGGAUGGGGCCUGUUGAAGAUGCUGAGAAUCCGGUAGGUGGGUUUCAUUUGAAAUGGGAAGCUGGUGGUUGUGACGACUUUUUAGGAGGGGCCUAGAAAAGUGGUACGGCAGUGUUUUUGGGCAGUGGUGAAUGAUUGAGUACGAAGUGGGGUCGAAGCUAAACGAGGAAAUGGGCAGCAAAGGCAAGUUAUGUGCCUGUGGCUUUACUUUUGGUCCAAGCAUUCUUCUGAUAAAAUGGGGGGUAAAAAGCAAAAUAUCUUCAUGACUUUAUUGGUGGGCAUUGAAGGGCGAUAUUGUCUUUUACUUUACUUACAAAGUUGCAAAAUGGUGUUUGGCAUUUUGUAAUUUGAUGCAGCAUCGUGUAGCAAAGGGAUCGUUGUCUGGAGUGGAUGCAAUAUGUACAUACGUGCCAUUUAUAUGGUUUUCAACUGUAAUUAUAAUUUUGGCUUUAAUGCUUUCUUUGC
Molecule: messenger RNA, 2691 nt
Organism: Cynara cardunculus var. scolymus (artichoke)
Lineage: Eukaryota; Viridiplantae; Streptophyta; Magnoliopsida; Asterales; Asteraceae
Product: WD repeat-containing protein 44-like
Exons: 7
Coding region: 1-2064 (687 amino acids)
Molecular function (GO): protein binding
Source: RefSeq, a predicted model, not a curated record